This is a messenger RNA of Oncorhynchus keta (chum salmon), 903 nucleotides long. RefSeq names its product repetin-like. The transcript has 4 exons. The annotation marks the transcript as partial. The record is from RefSeq and is a predicted model, not a curated record. Lineage: Eukaryota; Metazoa; Chordata; Actinopteri; Salmoniformes; Salmonidae.
CCAGGAACCAACCAGGGUAUCACGUCCAGAUACACCCAGGGAACCAACCAGGGUAUCACGUCCAGAUACACCCAGGGAACCAACCAGGGUAUCACGUCCAGAUACACCCAGGGAACCAACCAGGGUAUCACGUCCAGAUACACCCAGGGAACCAACCAGGGUAUCACGUCCAGAUACACCCAGGGAACCAACCAGGGUAUCACGUCCAGAUACACCCAGGGAACCAACCAGGGUAUCACGUCCAGAUACACCCAGGGAACCAACCAGGGUAUCACGUCCAGAUACACCCAGGGAACCAACCAGGGUAUCACGUCCAGAUACAUUUUGAUGUGGAAAAACCAGCGCACCUUGUUGAGGAGGACCAAAUGUCAUGACCUUCACCAGGAGGUCCUCUUUGUGGGGAACCGUGUGAAUGUGUUCUCCUGCCAACUCAAUCUGAUUGUAUAUUGGGGACCAGUAUACAGGAAACAAGCUCGGCAGCAAGAAAGAGAGGACAAUGACCCAACACACCUCCAGGCUGUGUAAGGCCUAUUUGACCAAGAAGGAGAAUGAUGGCGUGCUGCAUUAGAUGACCUGGCCUCCACUAUCAUCCGACCUCAACCCAAUUGAGAUGGUUUGGGACGAGUUGGACCACAGAGUGAAGGAAAAGCAGCCAACAAGUGCUCAGCAUAUGUGGAAACUCCUUCAAGACUGUUGGAAAAGCAUUCCAGGUGAAGCUGGUUGAGAGAAUGCCAAGAGUGUGCAAAGAUGUCAUCAAGGCAAAGUGUGGCUACUUUGAAGAAUCUAAAAUAUUCUGAUUUGUUGACCACUUUUUUUGGUUACUACAUGACUCCAUAUGUGUUAUUUCAUAGUUUUGAUGUCUUCACUAUUACUCUACAUUGUAGAAACUAGUAAAAAAUAAAG